Messenger RNA from Coprinopsis cinerea okayama7#130, 1224 nucleotides. RefSeq lists its product as hypothetical. Bases 1 to 1224 code for a protein of 407 amino acids. The transcript is spliced from 4 exons. Lineage: Eukaryota; Fungi; Basidiomycota; Agaricomycetes; Agaricales; Psathyrellaceae. The record is from RefSeq and is a predicted model, not a curated record.
AUGGACAACAAGGGCCCCAGUGACCACCCUAGUAUGUCCAGCGUCGCUAUCAUCAAUGUACACAUCUCGCGCACGCUCUCUGCCCUCAACACCCUCCUCAUCAAAGGCGAAGAACUGCGCCGUCGGGGCCUUUUCGACCGCUUUAUUCGUUGUCUCGAAUUUGAACUUUUCAAUGUAUUGUGGCGUAUCGCCGGUCACAUCACGAUGUGGGAAUGGAAGUCUCUUCGUAUCCCUCCUGCUUUUUGCAACCUAGUGCAGUCGACCGCGCUUGGGCUUUUGGAUGAUCCACUUGUCGUUGAAGGCAUUUCACGGGGAUUGGCAACACACCUUCCCCCAUUGGCCUAUGAGGCGCCGCGUGCAUGGUGGAUUGGUUUCCCCGAGAGAGAGGCCGACGCUCCCAGAUCGCAGGACGAUGCUGUGGAGCUUGAGCGGAUGUACCCCCCCGAGGUUCGUGCGAGUUCAUAUCUCCAUGUGCCACCCCCCCCUCCCGCCGAUCAGAACACCCGCGCCCCGCCGGAGCUCGUUGGGAACUCGAAGGAAGAAGCACACAGGUUGUUGGAAAUUGUGCGAGCUCACCGCUUGAUUACCGCUUCUAUGUCACCUAUGACCAUGUCACCUAUGAAACACCUAUGUGCUCCAUUCCUGUUGUCGAAAUCUGAAUGGGAAUCGUUCUGCAGCUAUCUCGACCGUCGAACCGCACAUUGCUUGGUUUGGCUCUCGAAGAACUACCCUCUGGAGGAGACGCGGGUGGACGAGUUUUCGAACGGGUUAAUACUCGAGUAUAAUACUCAGCUUCAAAUUCUCAUCAACGCCAUUGCCGCCGGAUGCACCCCUCCCUGCCCAGCUCUCUUGUGUGCAUCGACCGGAUGGACUCCAUAUGCUGGAGACGUCAAGGAUUGCAUUACAUCCGUGGACAGUCUCCUGCUGACCGUAUUCCAGAACGGCGUCCCUGAAGGAUACCUAGAUUUCCAGGUUGGAUUCCGCUGGUGGGAGGUCGCAUCACAACCUCUGACGCCUUCAGAGCGUUAUUACAAAACAUUUAUGGCCUGGUGGAAUGAGCAACCGAACUCGAUUACGCGUGCAACCGUGCGUUUGAAAACCAGCGGUGAAUUGAAGGCCGCAAUUGCGGCGUUGGAGAAGGAACAGAGGGAGAUCGACGAAGAUAUCGCGAAAUGUCUAGCAAGGGUUGUGGAGUUGAGAUGGCAGAUCAAAAACCUCCUGUAA